AAUUAAAAUUUUCUCCUGAAAUUGGGGGAAUGUGCACAACAGUGGCAUUAAACGGUAAUUGUAUUCCAAAAGAAGGGCCGUGUUUUUAUGCGGUCAACUUUAAUUCACCUAAAAAGACAAAGAACAGGUCAGAACUCAGAAGGUAGGAAAUUUUUGACAUUGGCUCCAACGUUAACUUUACAGCUUUUUUAUUAAUUAUUUUAAAAUCUCAUUUAAAAUAAAUACAAAUUUGUGUUUUCUUUUUCUACAGAAAUAUACCUCUAUUUUUUUAUUUCAAAUUCAUUUAACUUUGACAGAUUUUUUUAUACUACAUUUAUUAAAUUUCCAAGACGGACUUCAAACCUUUUACUUAACCAAAAUUAAUACUUUGAAUUUUGCAGUUUAAAUAUUACUUACUUGUAAUAAUCCCCUCUUUUAAAAUUAAAUUAUUCUUUGUUUUCUUUUUUAUUUUUGAUUUUUCCAACUUUAUUUUUUCCUGGUAUAACUUUUUCCUACAAAAACCCUAAUUUCACAGCUUUCUCAAUAAACUCGAAAUUUUAUUUCUGAAUCUACGCAAAGUAAAUUUCCCCCCAUAUACUUGGGAAAAAAAAAGAAAAAUUUUUUUUCAUCUUUGGAGCUCUGUCUGGGUCUGCAGUGGCAGAAAUGAAGCAUUAGCUCAGAAUCUUUUUUUGUGGAUUAGAUUUUGACAGUUGCAGUCAGAUGAUCUUUGAAUAUUCACAGUUGGUACUAGGACUUCAGUUUAUAGGAAGUUACUGAACUAGGUUCUUGCUUUAGCUUUCCUGGGUUCAGAGGAUUUCAUUUUCUUUUUCUUCUUUUUUUAAGAAUUUCUUCUUGUUGUUGAAUGUGUUGAUCAUUUCUUGAUGCUCCCUUCUUUUGAACUUUGAAAAGGGUUGAUCUUUUAGGUAUCAUCAAGUGUUUUAGGACUUAAAAAGAUUCUAGGGGUUUAAGGGGUUUUUACAUUUUUCGUAUUAUUUUUCAUUUCUGCGUCUAUGAAUGGAGGAAAAAGAAGGAAUGAAUAGUGGUGGGUUUACAGUGACGACUGGCAGUGAAGCUUCUGAGAGCUUCAGAAUAGAGCCAAGUGCGGAAAAUCCGGGUCAGCUUAGUGGAUCAGCAGUAAAAAGCUCUGAAGUUACCCCAAUUAGUGCUGCAUCUCCUACCACAGAAGCCAAAAAGAGGAGAGGAAGACCUCGGAAAUAUGCGCCGGACGGUUCAGUUCCGGUGGCAUUGUCGCCGAUGCCAAUAUCCGCCUCAAUUCCUCUCUCAGGGGACUAUUCAUCUUGGAAACAGAAUAGUCGCGGGAGACAUGUUGACUCUUACAAGAAGAAGCACAAACCGGAGGUUGAAACUCCCGGUCCCGCAGGGGUUGCUUACUCUGUUGGUGCAAAUUUUACUCCCCACGUCAUCACGGUGAAUACAGGCGAGGAUGUUAUGAUGAAGAUCAUCUCUUUUUCGCAACAAGGAUCCAGAGCGAUUUGUGUUCUUGCUGCAAAUGGUUCAAUCUCCAAUGUUACACUUCGUCAGGCUAAUUCUUCUGGGGGUACUUUAACCUAUGAGGGCCGGUUUGAAAUACUUUCUCUAACGGGAUCAUUUAUGCCUAGUGAUAAUGGAGUAACAAAAAGCAGAUCUGGUGGAAUGUCUGUCUCUCUGGCUGGUCCGGAUGGUCGAGUACUAGGGGGAGGGCUUGCUGGCAUGUUGUUAGCAGCAGGUCCUGUCCAGGUUGUUGUCGGUAGUUUUCUCCCUGGUCACCAGCUGGAGCAAAAAUCGAAGAAGCAGAAAUUUGAGCACACAACUGCUUAUCCUUCUCUCCCUCCUGCUGUUCCGAUAUCUGAGGAAAGGACCGAGGGACCCUACAGUGGACAGAAUCCUAAUAUUGCUUCGUCAGCUUCUUAUCUUGGAGAUAAUAUGGUUUCCAUGAACGUCAUGCACACAACGGUAUCAGCCCCUGAAAGUAUAAUUUCUGCACCUGCAGUCGACCAGAACCAUUCCAAGUGUGAGGUUUCUUGCUAAUAAUGUAGGAUAUGUAUUCCUAAGUUGUAAUUUUAUGAGUCCCGUGAACAACAUGGAACUUCGGGCUCAGUUCCUUUUGACCAGAUUAUUGAAAAGUCAACUGAUGAUUGUUAGAGAGUCAGUUUAGGGUGUAUCCGUGUUAGUUUAACUAGAUUCCUUUACCCUCCUUUUAGGUAUCUAGGGUUAGGAUACCUACUGGUAGGAUUGUUGUGAUUGCCACAAUUAUUAUUCAUGUAACUUUUUCUUCAUGCGAUUGGUGUUGGUGUAGGAUUUGAGUUGUAGGAGAAAUACUGAGCACUGGCUUAUUAUUUGAAGGGACCACCUUUUUUCCCCCCCCAUUUCAUCAUGUUGCAGUCUGUCGAUC
Molecule: messenger RNA, 2371 nt
Organism: Oldenlandia corymbosa var. corymbosa
Lineage: Eukaryota; Viridiplantae; Streptophyta; Magnoliopsida; Gentianales; Rubiaceae
Source: the annotation of a GenBank genome assembly